UCCAGUAAGGGCCGCCGAUUCGCGCCUCGCGGUUCAUAGAACGGGACACGCGCCUUUCCCAUUUAAAAAAUUACCUUCUGUUUGUCUCAAGGUUAUUAAUCUUAAGUUCUGGAACAGAAUUCCAGUGUUUAUAGAACUAGAAAUGUCGACGAAAAUCAAAUUUAGCAAAACCUCCUGCUAUUAUUGCAACGAAUGGUUCGAAAGCGCCGACAUUGAGGCGCACAUUACCAGCUGCGGAAAGAUCGUGGAAAAGUGUCCUAAUCAUCCCUGCAAAGUUCGUGUACCACGUAAGGAAAUGGAUCGACAUCUGAACCGUUGUCCGGAAGGUUUUGGCGAAGGUGAACCAGAUGAACCUCAAGAAAAUGGUCACUCGAAAUCGUCCUCAACUGGCAAACAGGUUGAGUUCUUCCCGAAACUACCAUCCGAUAAGAUUCUAGAGUUAGAACAGGAAAUCUAUGCCUUGCGGGGCACUUUAAACGAAGAAAUCCGGCAACGACUGGCGUUGAUCACGGAUUUGGGUCAGAUGAAGAAACGCACCCAACUGGUCGACGAAUGGACCAAGAAAGUUGGUGAAGUCCUCAACGGAUUGAAGAAGUGUAUCAACGAAGAAACCGAAAGUCGAUGCGUCGACAUUAGCCUUUGUAAGCUCGACAUAAGCAAAGCAGUCAAACUGUUUGAGGAGUUGAACACCUGGCGUCUGGAGCUGACUACCCGGUUCAAUCAAGUAGAAGUUGAUUUGGAGAAACUUUCGGAGCAGCAGAAAAUCAACGAAGCUUCUGAGGACAGUCGAAACCAACAACAGUCGGAAGCACGAACCCAACUAGUCAAAGACGCCAAAAUGGUGAUGAUGGAAAGCCGAUUGAACCAUCUGCAGUCGGAGCUGGAAAAUUUGCAGCUUCGGCAGCAACAGCAACAUCUGCAACGACAAGAAUCGACAGCGGCGACGACGUUGGACAGCGGUGACUAUGCGGCCGUCCAGAGAAAAUCCAUCGACCAGGCCACCCUUAAAAGUCUCGAAAGGAAUCGCUAUGCCAUCGAGGAGAUCGAUGGGAAGCUUCAGACCGUUGAUAUGGUGCUGGAGGAUCAUCAUAAUACAAUCAGGUUCUUCCAGGACGAAAUCCGUCGGCAACUAUUCGACGUGCAGGGCGAGCUAGAUCCCAUGCGCCUCGUCGUUCAAGAACUACUGGACAAACAGGCCAAGCUGGACUACGAACUGAAGGGUGUGCUCAACGGGGUCAACGAAUCCGAAGACAGUCGAGAAAAGAUCCACAAGACGCUGGAAAAGUACCGGCGCGAAACCUACUACACCAAACAGAAGCUGGACGAUCUGCAGGUUCAUCUGCAGCAUCAGGAAAAGCUGGUAACGAUUGCCAAUACCGAGGGCCACCUCAUCUGGAGGAUAGAUCAAUUCGACAAGCGCUUCCGGGAGUCCCAGGAAAAUGAAAUCAUGAUCCAGAGUCCGUUGUUCUGCAACAAACCUUUUGGGUAUUCGUUGAGGCUGGAAGCAAGUCUCAACGGAAUCGGAACCUGGCGGGGUCGGAACCUUAUUGUUGGAUUGAUUGUCGUCAACGGGUACUACGAUAACCUGCUGGAAUGGCCUUGCACCUUGAAGGGAGUGCUGACUUUGCGAGAUCAACCCCAAGAUAGAAGCAAAGCCGUUGACUUUAGUCGGCAGAUUUUGGCCCGGCGAAAAAGUCAGCAUGUGGAAAAGAACCAGUACAUCUACAUUCCCCACCAGGUGGUGCUGCAAUCGGAGCACUACCUCAGGGAUGAUUCCCUCUUUUUGGAAGUUUGGAUUGAGCCAUGAACUUUUAGAGUUUGAUUUGAAAUUCGUAUAACAGUUUGGAACUGAAAUUUAUAACACAAGUUCACUUUUUUAAAGAUUGGAAUUUUUUAGAAAUUUCGAAGCCUUAGAUGAUGUUAUCACGAAAAU
This is a messenger RNA of Uranotaenia lowii, 1933 nucleotides long. RefSeq lists its product as uncharacterized. The transcript is spliced from 5 exons. NCBI's taxonomy places the organism in Eukaryota, Metazoa, Arthropoda, Insecta, Diptera, Culicidae. The coding region runs from base 143 to 1807 and encodes 554 amino acids. Gene Ontology annotation, molecular function: protein binding. The record is from RefSeq and is a predicted model, not a curated record.